AUUAGCCUAAUCCAUUCACUUCCACUUUGACGUCGACCUCUCCUCCGCUCUAUCUUACGCUCUGCACCCAACCCAACCAAGCAACCAAACCAACCCCGAAAUUGACAAUGCCUUGUGCAAAUUACGCACUCAGCUCUAAUUUGCUUCUCUUCUGCUAGAGUACACAUCUUAAAACAAGUACUAUUGAUGAUGAUGACGACGACGACGAGUCUUCCACUUCCUCUAAAUGUCCUUGCAACUCCGUUCUCUGAUUGUUUAUUGUUUUAUAAGUUUUGAUUUCUUUUUCCUUUCCAGAUAUUAGUUAUGUUUUGAUGCAAACACCGGACAGAAAACUGAAUUUUAAGAUUUGAAAAACAACAAAGACAAUCAAAGCAUUCCAUGAAUUACUGUUGACUAGUAAAAUGGGAUGCGUCUAUUCCAGAGCUUGCAUCGGAGAGGUCUGUGUACCAAGAGAUCCAAGAAUCAAGCAACAAAAUCAGGUUCAAACAAUUACACAAAAUGCUACUGAAUUACCCGUAUUCUCACCAGCAACAACUUCGCCAGAAUCUGAAACACGAGACCAGAUCAAUCAAAUAAGCUUAAACCGAGACCCUGAACUAGGUAUCACUAGACUUUCUAGGGUUUCAUCGCAAUAUCUACCUCCAGAUGGAUCAAGAACCGUUAAAGUUCCAUCUGCUAACUAUGAAUUGCGUUACUCAUAUCUCUCACAACGAGGUUACUAUCCUGAUGCCCUUGAUAAAGCUAAUCAAGACAGUUUUUGUAUUCACACGCCGUUUGGUACAAGCCAAGAUGAUCAUUUCUUUGGAGUUUUUGAUGGUCAUGGAGAAUUUGGGGCCCAGUGCUCACAAUUCGUGAAGCGAAAAUUGUGUGAGAACUUGUUAAGAAACAGCAAGUUCAAUUUAGAUGCCGUUGAGGCUCAUCAUUCGGCUUUUUUGGCUACCAAUUGUCAGUUACAUGCAGAUAGUUUGGAUGAUAGUAUGAGUGGAACAACAGCGAUAACGGUGUUAGUUAGAGGAAGGACUAUUUAUGUAGCGAAUUCUGGUGAUUCUAGAGCUGUUAUAGCUGAGAAGAAAGGUAAUAGUAAUGAGAUUACAGCUAUUGAUUUAUCGAUUGAUCAAACUCCAUUUAGAGAUGAUGAGUUAGAGAGAGUGAAGAUGUGCGGUGCUAGAGUGCUUACUUUGGAUCAAAUUGAGGGUUUAAAGAAUCCUGAUGUGCAAUGUUGGGGAACUGAAGAAGGUGAUGAUGAUGGUGAUCCUCCGAGAUUGUGGGUCCCAAAUGGGAUGUAUCCUGGAACUGCCUUUACUAGGAGUAUUGGUGAUUCAAUUGCUGAGACAAUUGGUGUUGUUGCUAAUCCUGAAAUUGUUGUUUUUGAGCUAACACCCAAUCACCCUUUCUUUGUGCUUGCUAGUGAUGGGGUUUUUGAGUUCAUAUCAAGCCAAACCGUGAUUGAGAUGGUUGCAAAAUAUAAAGAUCCACGUGAUGCUUGUGCUGCAAUUGUAGCCGAAGCUUAUAGACUUUGGCUACAAUAUGAAACUCGUACUGAUGACAUCACUGUGAUUGUUGUGCACGUUGACGGAUUAACUGAUAGUGCUGUUGGUCAAUUAACAAAUCAAGGUGCUGUCUUGCGACCCCCUAUUCCUCAAGUUGUAGAGCUGACAGGGUCAGAAUCUCCUUCAACUUUUGGCUGGAGCUCUAGGAACCAUCGUGUAAGGCAUGAUAUAUCUCGGGCACGGCUUCGUGCCAUUGAGAGUUCACUAGAGAAUGGAAAAGUUUGGGUUCCUCCAUCUCCAGCUCGUAGGAAAACUUGGGAAGAAGAAGCACACAUUGAGAGGGCAUUGCAUGACCACUUUCUUUUCAGAAAGCUGACUGAUUCUCAGUGCCAUGUUUUGUUGGACUGCAUGCAGAGAGUUGAAGUCCAGGCAGGAGAAAUUGUAGUUAAGCAGGGUGGUGAAGGCGAUUGCUUUUAUGUUGUUGGUAGUGGAGAGUUUGAGGUCUUUGCUACCCAGGAAGAGAAAAAUGGAGAGGUGCCAAAAGUUUUGCAGCGUUAUACAGCAGAAAAGUUAUCAUCCUUUGGAGAGCUGGCACUAAUGUAUAAUAAGCCACUCCAGGCCUCUGUUCGGGCCGUGACUAGUGGAACACUGUGGGCCUUAAAGAGAGAAGAUUUUCGUGGAAUUCUGAUGUCAGAAUUCUCUAAUUUGUCAUCCCUGAAGUUGCUCCGUACUGUGGAUCUUCUUUCCAGAUUGACAAUCUUGCAGCUGAGUCACAUUGCAGAUUCCCUUUCUGAAGUUUCCUUCUCAGAUGGGCAGACAAUAUUUGAUGGGCAUGAUUUGCAGAAUGAGGGGCCUUCAGCAUUAUACAUCAUUCAGAGGGGAAAAGUGAGACUCACUUUUGAUGCAGAAGUAUUAAGUAGUCAAAAUGUUGGAAGUUUGAAGUCAGACAAUAAAAAAGAAGAUGAUAAUCUAUCUAGUGUUGAAAAGCUCUCCUUGGAAAAGAUAGAGGGAAGCUAUUUUGGUGAAUGGGCACUUCUUGGUGAAUACCUUGGUCCACUAACUGCAGUUGCUGUGGGUGAUUGCACGUGUUCCAUCUUAACAAAGGAAAAAUUUGAUUCGGUUGUUGGCCCUUUAACAAAACUUUCUCAAGAUGGUGAAAAGUCAAGGGGCUCUUCUUCAGAUUUUGCCAAGGAAUCCAUUGAAAGUACUGAUACUUCAGCUCCUCUUAAAGUUCGUUUCACUGAUAUGGAGUGGAAGACUUGCUUGUAUACCACUGAUUGCAGUGAGAUUGGAAUUGUCUUCUUGAAGGACUCAGAAAAUUUGCUUAGCUUGAAAAGAUUUUUGAAGCAGAAGAUCAAGAGGCUGGGAAAGGAAGCCCAAGUUUUGAAAGAGAAGAAUCUAAUGAAGAGUCUGAAUCCUUCAGCUUGUGUUCCGCAGGUUCUGUGUACUUGUGCGGAUAGAACACAUGCGGGCAUAUUGUUGAAUGCAUGCUUGUCUUGUCCUUUGGCUUCAAUACUUCAUGCAGCACUCGAUGAAUCAUCUGCACGGUUUUGUGCUGCCUCUGUUGUCAUUGCCUUGGAAGAUUUACACAAGAAUGGUGUUCUCUACAGAGGUGUGUCUCCUGAUGUCUUAAUGUUGGAUCAAACAGGACGUUUACAGCUAGUGGACUUCAGGUUUGGAAAAAAGUUGUCUGGUGAUAGAACAUUCACAAUUUGUGGAAUGGCAGAUUCUUUGGCUCCAGAGAUAAUCCAAGGAAAAGGGCAUGGUUUUCCUGCUGACUGGUGGGCAUUGGGAGUCUUGAUCUACUUCAUGCUGCAAAAUGAAAUGCCAUUUGGAUCAUGGAGAGAAAGUGAGCUUGAUACCUAUGGAAAGAUUGCGAAAGGGCGGAUAAGCCUUUAUCCUACAUUGAGCCCUGAAGCUGCAGAUCUCAUCACAAAGUUACUUGAAGUUGAUGAAAAUGCAAGACUUGGAAGCCUGGGUUCUGAUUCUGUCAAAAGCCACCCAUGGUUUUAUGGUGUUGACUGGAAAGGAAUCAGAGAUGGUAGUUUCCCUGUUCCUCGUGAUGUAGCAUUUCGUCUUACCCAACAUUUGGAAAGUCAUCAUGAGGACUAUACUGUUCCUAUAGCUUCCCCACCUGGAGAAGAAGAUGAUCUCAACGUUCCUGAGUGGCUAGACGACUGGUAGAAGAAUGACCUAUCUGGGAUUUAACUCGUUCUCUGCUUUUUACAGGUGGAGUCGUCUUCUCCCUAGGAAGACGACUUCUGUCCUGUACGGACACAACUGGGGCCUAGGACUCAAAAUCUUUUGAUAAAUGAGGAGCAAGCUGCAGGUCCCAAUUUGGACGGAAUCUUAUAUAUUCUUUUGUCAUAAGUACAUGAUAGCAACGGCGGAUUAUCUCAUAUGGGUAGUUGCACUAACCAAUUCAACAGAGAGGUCAGCUAAAGAGAUAUAUUUCUUCAAUUGAAUCCUUCUUUGCUGUAUUUUUACACUUCUGUAAAUAAGUUUAUAUAUACAUAUAUGUAAAUGAGUGAGGACUUCUUUUCUUCUGGAAAUGGAAACACCACAUUCUUCGUAUUGCCGUCGUAGUAGUUUGUUUGAUUGGUUCAGCCAAAUGGCUUUGUAAUUUCUUUUCCUCCAUUAACAUUCUUGGUAAAGGAGAUACGCAGCAUCUAUUUUACUUGUUUCGGAACUGCUGUUGAGAACCUCAAUGAAUUUCUCUUGUUUUCUUGAUA
This is a messenger RNA of Ricinus communis (castor bean), 4222 nucleotides long. RefSeq names its product protein phosphatase 2C and cyclic nucleotide-binding/kinase domain-containing protein. The transcript is spliced from 16 exons. Gene Ontology annotation, biological process: protein phosphorylation. Gene Ontology annotation, molecular function: cation binding; protein kinase activity; ATP binding. The record is from RefSeq and is a predicted model, not a curated record. NCBI's taxonomy places the organism in Eukaryota, Viridiplantae, Streptophyta, Magnoliopsida, Malpighiales, Euphorbiaceae. The coding region runs from base 402 to 3674 and encodes 1090 amino acids.